AUGUCGUCCGAGCGAGUUAAAGACAAAAAGGGCGAGACUAUCAAUGAGGGUGACUAUGUCUAUACCCGCUAUCGGGGCGGAUCUCAUGAAGGAGAGGUCGAAAAGAUUGUGAGGGAUCAAGCUGAAGCAGAUGAGGAGAACGUCGCGAAUCCCCCUAAAGCUAUCUUCACCGAUCAACAUGGACAUCGGGUUGCCCACAAUCCCAGCACGUUGGAGAAGACCGGAUGA
Molecule: messenger RNA, 228 nt
Organism: Aspergillus pseudoviridinutans
Lineage: Eukaryota; Fungi; Ascomycota; Eurotiomycetes; Eurotiales; Aspergillaceae
Product: DUF2945 domain-containing protein
Exons: 3
Coding region: 1-228 (75 amino acids)
Source: RefSeq, a predicted model, not a curated record